Paramecium sonneborni is the source of this 2313-nucleotide messenger RNA. NCBI's taxonomy places the organism in Eukaryota, Ciliophora, Oligohymenophorea, Peniculida, Parameciidae. The record is from the annotation of a GenBank genome assembly.
AUGUUUUAAUAAAAGGUUAUUUCAUUUUUUACUCAAAUAAAAUAGGCUGUUAAAUCAUUUGAGUCUGAAGUGAUAUCUACUGCAUACUUGAGAAAGAAGGAAUUAGCAACAUUAAAUUCAAUGUUGUUUACAUUGAAGGAUUAACAAAAUUAUUUAGAAAUUCGCUAAAUGAUAAAAGAUGUGCUUCCUCCUGUUUAGAGCAUUAAAACAUUUACAGAUUUAAAAGAUUAUUCAAGAAUAGCUUAUAAAUUAGAUAUGAAGAAAGAUGAUUAAAUAUUGGAGCAACUUUUAACUUUGAUUUUACAAGAUUAAUUUGGUAAUUUUGUGCUUAAAGAUAAAUUAAUUUAACAUAUGAUUUAAAACAUGAAAAUUAGUAUUAUUGGUCCAAAAAUAAAAUAAUUGUUGGGUUAGAUAUAAUUAAAGGAAUCUGAGGUUUAGAAAAAAUAUAUAAAAAUAUAUGUAGACAUGAUAUAACAAAGAGAAAAUUAAAAGUAGGAGGAGUAAGAAUAAUAAUAGAAUUAAUAAGAUAUAGUAGAUAUGAAUAUGCAAGAAUUGAAAUCAGAAAAACGUUUGUAAAUUUUAAAUUAAAUAAUAAAUGGAAAACAAAUAAAGUAAAAUUAAUAAAUUCUCAAUUAACAUUUUAUGUAGCCUAGUGUUGAGGAGAUUAUGAUAAUAUUACCAUAGAUUGAUUAAUUUCCCAUCAGAUUAAGAUAAAAUUAUAUUGAAAUAUUAAGUCAGUAUCUAAAUUAAUUGAAUGUUGAGCCAAAGCAAGAUGGUAAAGUGUUAGCAUAACUUAAUUAAAGUAAUUUGAUAUUGUAAUUUAGUGAUUUUAAAGAAUUCUACAUUUUUUAAAAAAAGCAAUAUCUCUUUUAUGUAUAUAUUGAAUUAGAUAAAGAUAGAGAAUUUGUUGGAAUCAUAAAUUAAUUAGUUAUUAUACAUAAUUACAUAUUCUAAUAGUUUAGAGUAUUUUAAAUAAAAUGAGAAAUAGAUUAUUGAUUAUAUUCUAAAGAAUAAAGCAAUAAAUAUGAGUUAGAUGGUUUCUUAUUUUUUUCAUCUUUCAUAAAUAUAUAGAUAGCUGGGAGAGUUUAAUAUAGAGUUGCUUAAAUUUUAAUGUGGAUAUUUUCUUAUAAAUUUAUAAAAAUUGGAUUCAAAUUAAUUGUUUUUAAUAAUAAAAUCUAUAAGAGUUUGUUAGAAUAUAGAAGAAGUGGUUACAUUGGAAAAAUAAAUAGAGAUAAGGAUUAAAGAAGGAGCAUUAAAUUAGAAUCAUGAUGCUUUAAUUAAUUUCGUUGCAAAUAAGAUUAAAUAAACAUAGGUUUUAUUUAUGCCAGAGACAGCAAAGAUGGUAAAUGUGACAUAAAAGAAUUUUGGAGAAUGGUGUCAUUUAGUAUAAUAGAUAGGUUCAUUGAAAGAUUUAGAGUAGGAUUUAUUAUAAAAGUUUAAAAGUGUACAUAUAAGUUUUAGAGAGAAAUUAGCUUAAAAUUAAUUGUAUUAUUAUUUUGCAGCAUAAUUGAUAUGUGGAAUACAUGAUGAGUAAUAUUUUUUGGGAAGAAUAAAUUAGACAAGACCAUUUUUAUUGAUUAGAAUUCUUUAUGAUAUAGCAUAGUUUCCAAAUAGAAAUUAUGAAAAGUUGAAAGAGAGAAUCAUUGAGAAGAUAAAGGAGACAAGAAAUUAUUUAACAUAAGAGUUUAAUAGUUUGGAUAAAGGAUUAUUAAGUUUUAGUAUUUUGACAGCAUCAUUAUUAGAGGAUUAAUAAUUUUAUAAUUAUUUAUUUAUGACAUAUUAGAUAGAGAUAGAAAAAUUUGUUGAGGAGUUAUUAUAGAGUAAUAAGAAGUUUUUGAGAAAUAAAAUAAUAGGUAAAUCUUCAGUGAAUUAAAUGACGAAUUAAACAUUAAUAUAAUUUUAUUAGGGUUUGAGAUAUCAUUAAUUUUUAAGCAAUGAGGAAUCGUAAUACUUGUUGAAAUUAUAAGAAUUGAUAAAGGAAUACAGUUUAACAAAAUAAGAGAUGCCUUCUUAUAUUGAGAGUGUAGUUGAAUAGAUUUUAAAAAAAGAGAAAGUGGAAUAUAUAAGAGAUUAUAGUGAAGUACUGCCUUUUAGAAUAGACUUUUAUAUUCCAAGUAAAUAGAUAGGUAUUGAAUGUAAUGGAGUGAGUCAUUAUUAAUAAGAUUAAUUAAGGAGAGGAGAUAUUCUUAAGAUGAAAGUAAUAAUUAAAUGAAAUUAUUUAAGUUUUUUGAGGAGAAAUUAAAUAUAAAGAUCAGUAUAAUUCGAUCUGGUUGUAGUGAUAUUGAAGAGAUUGUAUAAACAAUAAUAAAAUGA